CUGCGGCGCGCGGGGCGCGGCCGGACCUGGACCACGCUCCUGCUAGCUACCUUUGCAGCAGUGUUGCACUGGAGCCAUAUAACACACCUCUUUGAAAAUGAUCGUCACUUUUCUCACCUCUCAACAUUGGAAAGGGAGAUGGCUUUUCGCACUGAAAUGGGACUAUAUUAUUCCUACUUUAAGACUAUUGUGGAAGCACCCUCAUUUUUGAAUGGAGUAUGGAUGAUUAUGAAUGAUAAGCUGACUGAAUACCCCCUUGUUAUUAAUACAUUAAAAAGGUUCAAUCUUUACCCUGAGGUAAUCUUAGCCAGCUGGUACCGGAUUUAUACCAAAAUAAUGGACUUGAUUGGUCUUCAAACCAAGAUAUGUUGGACGGUGACCAGAGGAGAAGGACUCAGUCCUAUUGAAAGCUGUGAAGGAUUGGGAGAUCCUGCUUGCUUUUAUGUUGCUGUAAUUUUUAUUUUAAAUGGACUAAUGAUGGCAUUAUUCUUCAUAUAUGGCACAUAUUUAAGCGGCAGCCGAUUAGGAGGCCUGGUUACAGUGCUGUGCUUCUUUUUCAAUCAUGGAGAGUGCACUCGUGUGAUGUGGACACCACCCCUCCGCGAAAGCUUCUCCUAUCCAUUCCUUGUACUUCAGAUGUUGCUUGUGACUCAUAUUCUCAGGGCUACAAAACUUUAUAGAGGAAGCUUGAUUGCACUCUGCAUUUCCAAUGUAUUUUUCAUGCUUCCGUGGCAGUUUGCUCAGUUUGUACUUCUUACUCAGAUUGCAUCAUUAUUUGCAGUAUAUGUUGUGGGAUACAUUGAUAUAUGCAAAUUACGGAAGAUCAUUUAUAUACACAUGAUUUCUCUUGCACUUUGUUUUGUUUUGAUGUUUGGAAACUCAAUGUUAUUAACUUCUUAUUAUGCUUCCUCUUUGGUAAUUAUUUGGGGUAUACUGGAAAUGAAACCACAUUUCCUGAAAAUAAAUGUAUCCGAACUUAGUUUAUGGGUUAUCCAAGGAUGUUUUUGGUUAUUUGGAACUGUCGUACUCAAGUAUUUGACAUCUAAAAUCUUUGGCAUUGCAGAUGAUGCUCAUAUUGGCAACUUAUUAACAUCAAAAUUCUUCAGUUACAAGGAUUUUGAUACUUUAUUGUAUACCUGUGCAGCGGAGUUUGACUUUAUGGAAAAGGAGGUAAGAUCACAUAAAAAUUGUGAACUCCCUUUUGCCUUUUUUGUUUUUAUUGAUAUUUUGAAAGAAUUCAGGCCUGGGUGCAGUAUGCCUGAAAUUUGGGACGUGGAAGAUCCUGCUAAUGUUGGGAAACCUCCCUUAUGUAACCUCUUGGUGAAGGAUUCCAAGCCACACUUCACCACUGUAUUCCAGAACAGUGUUUACAAGGUCUUAGAAGUUAUAGAAGAAUGACUGCUGCCUACAGACCUACAGAGAAGUACAUCAGUAAUGGUUUUAAUGUUUUGCUAAUAACUCAUGCCUUGUUUUUAAUUCAAAUCCCAAAAACUUUUAUAGGUAACUGUUUUCAAAUAGAAAACAUUUUGUUUGGUCAAUUCAAAUGUUGUUCUGAUUGUAAAAAUACUUAUAACUUAAUCAGUUGGUUACUAUUUCAAUGCAGCCCUUUAAAAUUUGCUAUGCAAAUGAGUAUAUGUUUGUACCUGACUUAAAUAUUUGUGCUAAAGUGAGUGAGCAAAGCUACCUGUAAAAGAAACAUGAUGGGUCAUGACAAGGAAGGCAUGAAAAUAUCGUGAGUUCUGACCGUUGUAGGCUGAUUUUAGUUUAUGGACUCUUGGUGCUCCUUGCUUCCUCUUCUGCCUCUUGCUUUUGUCAUUUGGACAUCUCCGUGACUGUCGUAAGCUCCUCAGUCGUGUUGGGCCCCUGUCAUCACAUCCGUAAGAGCAGAUGGGGCAGACAUGGGUAUUUGCUAUGUGGACUUAUCUGUUUCACUUCUUCAUGUUCUUUUGUUUCUUGUUGCUCUUGUUAAUGAAGCAUUUCCUGCCCAUUACUAAUCCAAAUUCUUGGAUCUAGUGGUCAGGACCAAAUUCCUGUAGUUACCAACCAUGUGGCAUUAGCAUGUCUUCUCGCUCCCCUUUCUCCCUCUUUCUCUCCCAGCAUUCUUAGUCAAAUAAGUGUCAUUUACUCGUUUAGAUGCUUCGAAAGUACUUAUUCUUGGUUAAAAAAAAUUUAAUGGCAAUUGUGUAUUUUUCUCGUUUUUAGUAUUAUUCAGAUGUUUAUAUUUUAAUACCUUUAAACCACUGUAAAAAUUUUUCAUGUUUAAUUAUAGUUUUAAGAUCAACUAUUUUGAAUGACCCAAAUAUAAUGCAUCUACAAACUAAUGUGUAUUUGAGUAGACAUAAAUUACAGUGGAACAGUAGACUGUAGUAUGUGUAGUUUUUCUUUUACUAGUAAGAUACAGUAAAACAUGACUAAUUUUUCUGUCAAAAAAGUAAACGCAUAAUGAGAAGGAAAUGGAGUUUUUAUAUUUUACUUUUUAAAUUGCCUGUCUUUAGUAAGACAAAGCCUUAAGCCUUAUGUUAUAAUUUGGAUCCCCAAAACAAUCAUUUCAGUACGAGGAAUGAAUAUAUUCAGCCUUCCUCUUUAUGUUUUUUUCCUUUGUAUUUAUUUUCAUUUUGAAAGAUUCCCAAACCUGCUCUGAAUUCCUAGUAUGAAUUUUUGUUUCUUAGAAGUUAAUUUGUGUGAAAUGAGAUUCUUCAAAACAGUGAAUCCUCAUGGUUCUGAGAAACGGUUUUAAGAUUUUAAAGUCUAAGCAAACCAUGACUCCGAUGGACUACACAUUUAAUUAUACAGUGUUCUCUUUAUUAACCACAGGCAGCUUAACCUCAUUGUGGACUGUCCUUGAGACCUGAGUCCUCAGGGAUGGUUUCCGGUGCCCACUCCUGGGAGCCACUGAAGAGCUCUUCCCUUUCCGCCUUCUCACCAGAGCCCAAGGACAAGCCUGGUCUGGGGGAAGCGCUAGCUUGCUUAGAGCAGACAGCUGCAAGGACAGCCUGGGCUGGCGAGCGCGCAGCCCGCGUUUCCGGGGAGCCUCCUUCUGGCCGGAGCUGCCGUCAGUGUCUUCGGGUGCCUGCCCCCUCCUCCUCGCUCGCUCGCUGGGUGACUUUUAUUUCUUGGGCUUCUGCCAGUUUCAGAAAAUAGGGAAGCAGCUGGGGAGUCGUGGAUUAGGAGUAGAACUUGAGCAAUGAUGCAGCAAUCCAGAAAAAUGGCACGAGGGCACUCGAGGCCGAGGUGGCUGGGAGUCGCCGUGGGCGGGAGGAGGGAGGAGGCGCGCUCCGCGCCCUGUGACACUGUUCACGGAGACGUGGCUGGCUCACACACGCAGCGGGGCCAGGUUUUCAAAAACUGUGCUUUUAAAGUCACUCUCUUUUCUCCCCACCCUCCAGUCACUCCCUUCCUGAGGAGUUCACAUGUGAUGAUUGGAAAUUCGGUACAGGAAAAACACCAAAAUACCGUUUUGACUGUUUCGUAUGCUGGGAAAGGUUGAAAGUGGUCCAAUUAGGUUGUUCUUUUUUCUCGCCAUAGGAAUCCUUUUAUAACGGUAUUUAGUAAUGUAACUCCACCAGCAAGCUAUGAUUGUAGUUUAGGCCAGUCAGUUAAGAACAGAGGCCUUGGGCUACACGGCACACUCAGCCUUGGUCACAUCUGCUAGCAGCCAGUGCCGUAGAUGAGCAGUAUCUUUUAUGGCAACAUAGAAUAGUAGUAGUUUCCAUACACAUGACAGAACAGUAUUAAAGCUCAGUAUUUUACUCAUUUUUAGCCUUUAAAAAUAUUUUUUUUGCUUUAGUGUGAGGAAGGUAAGGAUGGCAAGGAGGUGGUAAAAAUAGCUCUUGCUGUCACAUAUGAAAAAACAAAGUGGGGGCAGUAUUUCUAUAAGCAGAAAAGCCUCUAAAAAACGCUUUGCAGAAAAAGUGUUGUGUUAAAACAGGACAAUGAUAUUAAGGAGAACGUGAAACACUGUAUCAGGAAUAAAGUGAUAUCACAUAGAAGUAUUGUAUUUUUAUGAAUUUUAUGCCAGUUGUUUUACAUGUACUAUGUAUGUUCAAUAAAAAAGAUAAUGAAAAAUCUA
Messenger RNA from Leptonychotes weddellii (Weddell seal), 4069 nucleotides. Lineage: Eukaryota; Metazoa; Chordata; Mammalia; Carnivora; Phocidae. The record is from RefSeq and is a predicted model, not a curated record.